ACAAAAUACACUGAUAAAGAUAAUGGAGGGAUGCUUGUAUGGUCUCCAUAUCAUAAUAUUCCAGAUGCCAAAUUGGAUGAAUAUAUAGCAAUAGCAAAGGAAAAACAUGGAUACAAUGUGGAACAGGCUCUCGGCAUGUUGUUCUGGCAUAAACACAAUAUUGAGAAGUCUCUUGCGGAUCUCCCUAACUUCACUCCUUUCCCUGAUGAAUGGACAGUUGAAGAUAAGGUCCUAUUUGAACAAGCAUUUAGCUUCCAUGGAAAGAGCUUUCACAGGAUCCAGCAAAUGCUUCCAGACAAGACCAUUGCAAGCCUUGUUAAAUAUUACUAUUCUUGGAAAAAAACUCGCUCUAGGACAAGUUUGAUGGAUCGACAGGCUCGAAAACUAGCUAAUAGAAAUAAUCAAGGUGACAGUGAUGAUGACGUAGAAGAAGCUCAUCCAAUGGAUGGAAAUGAUAGUGAUUACGAUCCCAAAAAAGAAGCCAAAAAGGAGGGCAAUAAUGAGCAGCCUGUUCAGACCAGCAAAAUAGGUCUGGGUAGAAGAGAGUAUCAGAGCUUGCAGCAUCGCCACCAUUCUCAGCGUUCCAAAUGCCGUCCACCAAAAGGCAUGUACCUGACCCAGGAAGAUGUGAUAGCUGUUUCCUGUAGUCCCAAUGCAGCCAACACAAUUCUUAGACAGCUGGAUAUGGAACUAAUCUCAUUAAAGCGACAGGUUCAAAAUGCUAAGCAAGUAAACAGUGCACUUAAACAGAAAAUGGAAGGCGGGAUUGAAGAAUUCAAACCUCCUGAGUCUAAUCAGAAAAUCAAUGCCCGUUGGACCACAGAAGAGCAGCUUCUUGCAGUGCAAGGUGUCCGAAAAUAUGGUAAAGAUUUUCAAGCUAUUGCAGAUGUAAUUGGCAACAAGACUGUUGGCCAAGUGAAGAACUUCUUUGUAAACUACAGGCGUCGGUUUAACUUAGAGGAGGUAUUGCAGGAAUGGGAAGCGGAACAAGGAACCCUGGCUUCUAAUGGUGAUGCUUCUGCUUUAGGGGAGGACACAAAAAAUACUUCUAAUGUGCCAUCAGGAAAGAGCACUGAUGAAGAAGAUGAGGCACAAAGCACUCCGGCCACUCAGUGUUUAGGCCCUUCACCUCCAGCACAGGCAUCUGCUCCAGCACCUACUGCUCCCAUGGCAACUUUAAAUCAGCCGCCCCCGUUACUUCGUCCAGCGCUUCCUGCUGCUCCUGCUCUCCAUCGUCAGCCUCCGCCACUUCAACAGCAGGCGCGAUUUAUUCAGCCAAGGCCGACUCUAAACCAGCCUCCCCCACCACUCAUCCGCCCAGCUAAUUCCAUGCCUCCUCGUCUAAACCCAAGGCCAGUGUUAACCACAGUUAGCGGCCAGCAGCCACCCUCACUUAUCGGAAUUCAGACAGAAUCCCAGUCCACUCUACACUGAAGAAAUCAAGCAGAAUUAUGCUAACUCCUACAUCUGAAAAAUUCUAUCAAUGUGCUUUUUUUUUCCUCUUUUUUUUUUUUUUUUCCAAAUAAUGAAGGGUCAAAAAGAGCAAGCCUUCACAGGUAUCAAACCAGUUUUACAGAGGAGCAAGCUAAUAACUAGAAAUGGAACCAUGUGAAUGACCACCUGUAUAAAAAU
Molecule: messenger RNA, 1632 nt
Organism: Mesitornis unicolor (brown roatelo)
Lineage: Eukaryota; Metazoa; Chordata; Aves; Mesitornithiformes; Mesitornithidae
Gene: RCOR3
Product: REST corepressor 3
Exons: 10
Coding region: 31-1434 (467 amino acids)
Biological process (GO): regulation of transcription by RNA polymerase II; negative regulation of DNA-templated transcription
Cellular component (GO): histone deacetylase complex; transcription regulator complex
Molecular function (GO): transcription corepressor activity
Source: RefSeq, a predicted model, not a curated record